AUGAACGGCAGCCGCGCGUACCGGUGCGGCGGGCUGCGCUGGCUGGAGGGCGCGCCGUCGGCGCUGCCGGGCUCGCUGCUCUUCGCCGCCGGCCUGGCGGGCAACGCGCUGGCGCUGGGCUUGCUGUGGCACCACCACCACCGGCGGCGGCGUCGGGGCGUCGGAGGGGGGCGCGGCGUGCCGGCCUUCCAGCUGCUGAUCGGCGCCCUGGCCGCCACCGACCUGCUGGGCAAGUGCCUGCUCAGCCCGGUGGUGCUGGCUGCCUACGCGCGCAACCGCAGCCUCAGCGCGCUCUGGCCGCCGACCGCCGCCGAGGCCCCGGGAGGGAGCGCCGCCGCCGCCGCCGUCGAGGGUGUCCCCCCGGGCGGGCUGUGCCAGCUGUUCGCCUGCCUCAUGGCCUUCUUCGGGCUGGCGCCCAGCCUGCUGCUGCUGGCCAUGGCCCUGGACGUGUGGCUCUCCCUGGGGCGGCCCUACUGCUACCAGCGCCACGCCCGGCGGCGCCGUCGGCUGGGGGCCCUGCUGGGGGGCGCGGCCGGCGCCCUGUGCGCCCUCUUCUGCGCCCUGCCCCUGCUGGGCUUCGGCGCGCCCGUCCAGUACUGCCCGGGCACCUGGUGCUUCCUGCGCAUGGCCGGGCCCGGGCCCGGGCGGGCCUACGCGCUCCUCUACGCCUCGCUGCUGGGCCUGCUGGUGCUGGCCGUCGGCCUCCUCAACCUGGCCACCAUGCGCAGCCUCUGCCGCCUGGCCCGACGACAGCCGCCCCGGGGGAGCCGCCUGGGCAGUGCCCGCGCCCCGGCCCCGGCCCCGGCCCCGUCGCGCCUGGAGGAGCUGGGCCACCUCACCCUGCUGGCCCUCAUGACCGUCGUCUUCACCGUCUGCUCCCUGCCCCUGAUCAUCCGUGCUUACGUCGGAGCUCUGGCGCCUGAUUACGACGAGAGCGCCGACCUCACCGCCCUCCGCUUCUUUUCCGUGAACUCCAUUGUAGACCCGUGGGUCUUUAUCAUCUUUCGGACAGCUGUUUUUCGCACCUGCCUCCACCGGGUUUCAAGGACGCUGAGCUACAAGAGGUCCUUAGACUCUCAGCUAUUGGAAACGUCAACGCGGAAGGAUUCGGGGCAGCUGCAAUGAGGGUGUAGCUUUUCCAUUUCCUGGAUGCUUUCACCUCCUGCACAAGAGCUCCCAAAGGCACCUGGUGGGCCACUGCGAGUAGCAGAGGGCUGGACUAGAUGGACUCUGGUCUGAUCCAGCAGGCUCGUUCUUAGGUUCUUAUGAGGUGGAACUGAUGUGGUUGGAUCUCCAGCUGGUGUAUGGAACAGCCCAAACUGGCAUGAGCGAAUGUUCGCUAUAGAAGAAGAAGAGUUGGAUUUAUAUCCCCCCUUUCUCUCCUGUAAGGAGACUCAAAGGGGCUUACAAUCUCCUUUCCCU
This is a messenger RNA of Sphaerodactylus townsendi, 1422 nucleotides long. RefSeq names its product prostaglandin D2 receptor (gene PTGDR). Gene Ontology annotation, cellular component: plasma membrane. NCBI's taxonomy places the organism in Eukaryota, Metazoa, Chordata, Lepidosauria, Squamata, Sphaerodactylidae. Gene Ontology annotation, molecular function: prostaglandin D receptor activity. The record is from RefSeq and is a predicted model, not a curated record. Bases 1 to 1125 code for a protein of 374 amino acids. The transcript is spliced from 2 exons. Gene Ontology annotation, biological process: inflammatory response; G protein-coupled receptor signaling pathway; positive regulation of cytosolic calcium ion concentration.